GGAAAAUGUGCCCCGAUGGACAUGAGUACCCGGCAGAGGCUACAGCAGAUUCCACAGUGCCCGACAUGCGGACGACUUCACCGAGGCGAGUGUCGCUUUGGUCAGGAUGUAUGCUACUCCUAUCACGAGCCCGGAAACUUCGCGAAUCGUUGUCCGAAGAAGGCGCAGCAGCCUCAACAGCCUCAGCAGCCACCGCAGCAGCAGCAGCCAUGUCAGCAGGCACAGAGGCCACCUCAGCAGCAGCAGCAGAGAGGCAGACAGCAGGCCCGAGUCUAUGCAGUUGAUCAGGCAGAGGCCGAGCAGCAGCCAGGUACUAUGUCAGGGAUGGUUGUGCUUAAUAAUGUUCCUGUGUUUACUUUGUUCGAUACUGGAGUGACGCAUUCUUUCAUUUCACGACAAUGUCUUGAUGCCAUCGGAGUUCAUGCCGUCAUCGCUGUCGAUCUUCUCGAGGUGAGUUUAGCCUCGGGACGAAAGAUAGUGACUUCAACUAAAGCUUCAGAUCUUAGCCUUUUCAUCGGCCGAGUAUUGUCUACCAACGCGUUUGUUCUCGAGAUGAGGGACUUCGACCUUAUUCUCGGAAUGGAUUGGCUAUCCUUUUAUCAUGCAGAUAUCAGAUGUAACGACCGGGAGAUUACUCUUUAUCUUCCGGGAGACGACUUGAUCACUUUCUUUGGCUCCAGGAAUCGUUCAUUGCCUCAUGUUGUUUCGAUGGCGAAAGCCACUAAGUUGCUACGACGAGGCAACUGCCAGGGUAAUCUGGUAAGCCUUGUCGAUGAUUCUCAUAAAGCACGCUCACCUCACGACGUUCCAGUCGUUCGUGAGUUUGUGGACGUGAUCCCAGACGAGCUUCCAGGAGGACCGCCUAACCGGCAGGUAGAGUUCUCUAUCGAUCUCAUUCCAGGAGUCGGUCCAGUAUCCAAAGCCCCAUACCGUAUGGCGCCGAAGAAGUUGCAGGAGCUUAAGGCGCAGAUUCAUGAGCUAUUACGACUCGGUUUCAUCCGACCGAGCAU
Molecule: messenger RNA, 1010 nt
Organism: Striga hermonthica
Lineage: Eukaryota; Viridiplantae; Streptophyta; Magnoliopsida; Lamiales; Orobanchaceae
Source: the annotation of a GenBank genome assembly